Molecule: messenger RNA, 3325 nt
Organism: Funneliformis geosporum
Lineage: Eukaryota; Fungi; Glomeromycota; Glomeromycetes; Glomerales; Glomeraceae
Source: the annotation of a GenBank genome assembly
UCGGGAUGGAAAAUAUGCUGUUACUUUCGAUGCAGCAACCCUUCAGGUUAAAAUUUUAAAAAAUACCGAUUAUCGCGAAUUUAAUUCCUCCGAGAAAAAAACGAACAUCGAAAGUUCUGAACAGAAUGAAUCCAAUGAAAACAAUGAAAAGUCUGAAAUCAAUGAAACUAUUGCUCACUUUAAAAUUAAUAAUGAUUUAUCUAUCAAAGCGUUUUACGAUCAUCACCCGUCAUCCGAAAAUCCGAAUUACGUCUAUGAUAAAUGGUCGAUCGAUAUAUCCAAUGAUGACGAAAAUUUUAUUUUUAUAGCAGCAUCUCGAAUAGAUGAAAAUUUUAUGAAAGAAACGGAAAAGGUUAAAAUGGUUCCAAAAACUUUCAAUAAGGGAGAUAUUCAUAUAAAUUUAACGAAACCUUCAACAGAUUUUAGAACUGUUAUUUAUUCUAUGAAGAUUAGAGAUGAUGUUAAAUCAGAUUACAUUUUAAAAGAAUUUAUUUUAUUGAACUCUAAUGGUAUAUAUAGCUUUAAAUAUAAUGAGACAAACAAAACUUUUAAUGAAGUAGAACGCUUUAAUUAUCCAGAAGUGAUCACAAAUGAAUUAGAAGUUUCACAGGAUCACAUGAAUUUAUUCUUGUCACACCUCAAUAAACAAUAUUUUUUGGUGGUUGAUGACGACAAAAAAGUUCAUGAAGUUCAUGAUCUGACAGAUAUGAAAUUAGAAACCAGUUUUAAAUCCAUUUAUAACGAUAAGUGCAAUACGUACAACCGGUACAAUAAUCAAUAUUACAAAGAAGUUUAUUCGAUCGAUAAACAAAAAUUACAAUUUUGCUUUGCACUAGGACCUCAAACAAUUGGGAUAUACCUCAUGGAACAUGGAUUGGAAAUCGCAAUUAAAACAUUUGAAAAUAUCAAUAUCCAAUUAAUUGAAUUCAUCAACAGCGAUGAGAAGUUGCUUGUGAUUGGUAGUGAUACUAAAAAUGAUAAACUUAUGAUUCUAAUCUGGGAUGUGUAUGAUACUGAUAAGGUUGAAACAAUGCAAUUAGAAUAUCUUACGACGCAAAAUCUUAAUACUUGCUUAGCUAGUACCUCUGGAAAUCUUUUGCAAGUUGAUGAUGAAGGGAAUGUAACAUCAAUUCUUAAGAUGAUUGAGCUAAAAGCAAAGAAUAAACAUGACAAUGGUAAUUCAAAUAGUUUACCUUUGCAAGAAUAUAUUCCAGGAUCUGAAGAUUUAACAUCAUUAUCCAAAUUAAAAAAUCACACAACAUGCUUUUAUGCCAACGAAAAUGAAUAUAAUAAUUUCGAGCCAAUAAUUAUAGAAACAGAACCUUGGAUAACAAUAGAAUAUGAAAAAUUUGCUUUUUAUCUUUGUCAUAAUAAGUUAGAAUGUUUACAACUCAUCGUAGGCACGUCUACCAUUCAAAUUUGGCAUCAAGUCUGUGAUAAAAAGGAAGAGAGAAAUCUUCCUAAUGAUGGAAGACCGUUUCUUGAAUUUAUUUGGACAAAUGGAAUUCCAUCUAAUCAAGAAAAUGAAGAUCACAAAUUACGUAUUACAAGUGUUCGAUUUGGUUCGAAAUAUUUUCGCUUAGAGGUUUAUUGGUAUGAAGGUUCAUAUGCGAUAGAUAUGACUGAGAUGGAAAUUAAGCAAAAAAUGAAAAAUAAGGAAGAAAUAGAUGGAAUGAUGAUCAAAGAAAAAAUAAUUGAAUGGAGUGAUAUAAAUGAAGGAGUGAAUGGAAUAAGAUACGCUUGUGAGGCAUUAGAAUUUCUUAACCUUCGUGUCAAAUCUUUUACAAGUUAUGAUAAGAUACAUAAAAAAAAUGAAAUGGUCAAGUAUAUUAAUCACAUAGUCUGGAGAUUUACUGCAAAUAAACCACAACGGUAUAGAUUACUAGAUAUUCGUUAUCAUGUUAUGAAGAAUUUAAUUCUUGUUGAUAAAAAUAAUCACGUAACUUCAAAAAAUGAUAACGAUAAUUGCAAAGAGUCCAAGAAUCCAAGCGCGUGUAUGAUUGUCGCAAUAUUAAAUUGUAGAGGUCGGAAUGAACUUAAAUAUCCAACAACAGAUGUGAAUUUAGCAAUUUACCAUUGCAGAGAUCGUAAACCAAAAGAUACGAUUAUUGUUACAUAUAUUUUGGAAUAUUAUUUAAUAUAUGCAUAUGAUUUUGAUAAUUUGCUAAGAACAGUUUCUGAUGCAUAUAUUUUAUUGAACAUAUUAAAAUAUGAAGAGUAUACUAGAAUGUUAAAAAAUGAAUGGCACACAUUUGAGAAGUACUCCUCUAAGGAUCCAAUUAAUAAUAAAUCUAUGUCGGGACUAUUUAAACUUUUUAAAACCAAAUUAAAAUCACCUGGGGAUGACACCAAGCGUUCCAGGUUCACCAAGUUUCAACGGCACUCUGACUAUACAUUAAUACUUAAACAUAUUCUAUUGUUUAUAUUUAUACCACGAUGGUAUAAAACGAACCGAGACAAGUCAAAAAUAAUUCCAUAUGUAGAUAUUGAUGAUAUGUUUGAUCUCCCGAUUAUCGAAAAAACUAUUAAUAAUCGUUGGCCUAUAUAUAUUGGUUGUAUCCCUGCCAAGGGACUUCAAUAUUAUUUAUUUUUGUUAAUUGGUGUAUUCUAUUAUUUAGCAAUUUAUCUAUUUAUUACUGAAUUAAUGCAACUAACUCAUCAUGGAUGCAAAAAAUAUUUGAGCAUAAUAUUUAAUUGGUUUGAUCUACUUUCAAUUGCAAUGCCUGUGGUAGUAAUGACAAAAUUGCUUAUUUAUACUGCUAAAUCUUCGAAUGAAUUUGGAAGCAUUGAAGCAAAAGACUCUCAAUUAAUAUUGGAAAUAUCUUAUUCAAUUUUAAUAAUUUGGAUUGAAUUUAUUUUAUAUUUCCGAUUGAUACCAAAUUCUACAUUAGACGGUGUUACUACAAAUUCAUCCGAUGAUAAUCCAUUCUCUUCCUUUACUACUUCAUUAAUCGCUGCAUAUUAUUGGACUAAUGGUAAUUUUGUUCAAAGGGAACGGUAUAAUUCAUUAUCUGUUGAAGUAUUUACUAUAAUUAUUAGCAUUUUGGUUGUAAUAAUUUUGCAGAAUAUGCUGAUUGCUAUUAUGGGUAAUGUUUAUGAAAGCGCAGCGGCUAAAAGUAAGCAAGCGGUAUUAAAAUAUAAAGCAAUAGAGAUAUCAGAUUAUGAUGAUUUACAACAUCGCUUUGAUUUUUGGUAUCAUGAUCCAGAAUUUAUUCCUUCUAAAAAACGUGUCAAAAAUUUUAAAAAUGACAUUCAUCAAGAUAAAUAUAUAUCAGAAUUUGCAAAAGAACUAGAUUACGAUCGACAUUCAAUUUGGCAAUUUUAA